AUGGCGGAGUCGAAGACCGUACACUCGCCUCUUCUGACCUACUUUUCGAUGUUAUCUCUUGUCACGCUUUGUCCUCCAUUCGUAAUCCUCCUAUGGUAUACAAUGACACAAGCCGACGGGUCUGUUUUACAGACUUGGGAUUAUUUGAAACAGAAUGGGCUGCAAGGAUUUCUUAACAUAUGGCCCAGACCCACAGCCACGGCUUGGAAAAUUAUUGGUGUCUAUGCUGCAUUUGAAGCGGCACUUCAACUUCUUUUACCUGGUAAAAGGGUCGAGGGCCCCAUUUCUCCUACUGGAAACCGACCUGUGUACAAGGAAAAUGGUGUGGCAGCAUAUGUAGUGACAUUGGUUACUUAUCUUGGCCUAUGGUGGUUUGGAACAUUCAACCCAACCAUUGUGUAUGAUCACUUGGGGGAGAUAUAUUCAGCACUCAUUUUCGGGAGUUUUGUCUUCUGUAUUUUCUUGUACUUGAAAGGCCAUUUUGCCCCGUCUUCUACUGAUUCUGGCUCAUCUGGGAACAUAAUUAUCGAUUUCUACUGGGGUAUGGAGCUCUAUCCACGAAUCGGGAAAACUUUUGACAUAAAAGUUUUUACAAAUUGCAGAUUUGGAAUGAUGUCUUGGGCUGUUCUUGCACUGACCUAUUGCAUAAAGCAGUACGAGGAAACUGGGAAAGUGGCUGACUCAAUGCUUGUAAAUACUGCAUUAAUGCUGGUGUAUGUUAGCAAGUUUUUCUGGUGGGAAUCUGGAUAUUGGAACACAAUGGAUAUUGCUCAUGACCGAGCGGGUUUUUAUAUUUGCUGGGGCUGCUUGGUCUGGGUUCCAUCUGUUUAUACAUCUCCUGGAAUGUACCUUGUCAACCAUCCUGUAAAUCUUGGAACUCAGCUUGCAAUCUUUAUUCUUGUGGCUGGCAUUCUCUGCAUAUACAUCAACUAUGAUUGUGAUAGGCAAAGGCAAGAAUUUCGCCACACGAAUGGAAAAUGCUUAGUCUGGGGAAAACCUCCAUCAAAGAUAGAGGCCUCGUACACCACCACUACUGGAGAAACAAAAACCAGCCUUCUUUUAACAUCUGGGUGGUGGGGUUUAUCUCGUCAUUUCCAUUAUGUCCCAGAAAUACUUUCUGCUUUCUUUUGGACAGUUCCUGCUCUAUUCAAUCAUUUGUUGCCUUACUUCUAUGUCAUAUUUCUUACCAUCCUUCUCUUUGAUCGAGCGAAAAGGGACGAUGAUCGGUGUAAAUCCAAGUAUGGUAAAUACUGGAAACUCUAUUGCAACAAGAUGUCAGCUUUUGACAAUGUUGUUGGUGGGAAAUUGAAGCUCAAGGGAAAGGCCUUGGAUGUGAAGGCUGGUGGAGUGAAGAAGAAAAAGAAGAAGAAUAAGAAUAAAGAUCAAAUCAUAGAAUCCACGGAAAAUGAACUUUUGGCAGGUGGAAGUGCAGAACAAGCUGACGAUCCUAAUGAUCAAGACAAUGAUGAUGUGAACAAAUCGACAGGGGAAGAGAAGGCUCCUCAUUAUGAUGAUCAUCUUACGCCGGCCGAGAGACGAUACAUAGAACAAAGAGAACAACUUGAUGUUAAUAGAUUGGCUAAGAUUUCCAAUAAAUCUCACCGUGACAGAAUUCAGGAUUUCAAUCAGUAUUUGGCAAACAUGAGCGAGCACUAUGACAUCCCCAAAGUAGGCCCUGGGUGAUCGAACAAGGUGUACAUGUAUGAAUCGCACCCUUCAUGUUUCUCUAUGAUGUGUAAUUUCUGUGUUGUGCACAAUGGCUUUUGACACCCACUUUUGAACGUAUUAUCUUGGAAUGUUUUGUAAUGCACUUGGUGAAAUUUGGCUUAGAAAUAAGCCAGGACCUUUUUGUGUUUUGGUAACAACUGAUAAUCCAACGGCUACUCCCUUUCGCGUCAA
Molecule: messenger RNA, 1899 nt
Organism: Neltuma alba
Lineage: Eukaryota; Viridiplantae; Streptophyta; Magnoliopsida; Fabales; Fabaceae
Product: 7-dehydrocholesterol reductase
Exons: 15
Coding region: 1-1683 (560 amino acids)
Biological process (GO): sterol biosynthetic process; brassinosteroid biosynthetic process
Cellular component (GO): endoplasmic reticulum membrane; nucleolus
Molecular function (GO): 7-dehydrocholesterol reductase activity
Source: RefSeq, a predicted model, not a curated record